Gymnogyps californianus (California condor) is the source of this 1811-nucleotide messenger RNA. RefSeq names its product joining chain of multimeric IgA and IgM (gene JCHAIN). The coding region runs from base 65 to 547 and encodes 160 amino acids. The record is from RefSeq and is a predicted model, not a curated record. Gene Ontology annotation, molecular function: immunoglobulin receptor binding. Gene Ontology annotation, cellular component: pentameric IgM immunoglobulin complex. Lineage: Eukaryota; Metazoa; Chordata; Aves; Accipitriformes; Cathartidae. The transcript has 4 exons. Gene Ontology annotation, biological process: humoral immune response.
GCACACGCCCUUAUAGGCAGACAGAGGCUCUUCGCUCGCGUUCUUCAAAAGAAGGGAAGGCAAGAUGAAGAGCUCUUUGUUGCUGUGCGUGGCCUUGGCCGUCUCCCUGGGGUUCGUCCUUGUGGCAGGUUCUCCAUGGGACUCUGAGGAUGAGGAGUACGUGCUGGUCAAUAACAAGUGUCAGUGUGUAACAGUGACCUCAAAGUUUGUCCCCUCCAAAGAAAAUCCUGAUGAAGAAAUCCUGGAGAGAAACAUACGCAUCCUAGUCCCCCUGAAGGCUCGAGAGAACAUCUCUGACCCCACCUCCCCACUCAGAACCACUUUUAUCUACCGCAUGACUGAACUCUGCAAAAAAUGCGAUCCCAUAGAAAUUGAGCUGGGCGGUGAGACGUACCAGGCCCAGCAGAGCACCUCCUGCAACGAACCUGAAACCUGCUAUACCUACAACAGGGACAAGUGCUACACCACAACCUUCCCAUUCUUCUACCACGGGGAGAAGACAAAUGUUAAAGCAGUUCUGACGCCGGCAUCCUGCUACGCCGAUUAGCUCAGUCCACUGCUGUACUAAUGCCUUGUUGCACUCAGUGUUCUUAUCAAAAAUACAUGUAUAGCGCCGUAGUACCUGGAUGACAGUGUCCAAAAUAUCAGCUCCCAGAGUAAUGCCGGCUUGCCUCUUCAUAUUGUUUUCAACAUCAGACUAGUGCCAUCUCCCAAGAGCGGCUACUGGUUGUCAUAGACUCUGUUCUCAUAUCCCCGGCUCCUAUCUGCAAUGCCAUUAUUAUGUGUCUCAGACAUUAUCACACCAUACAGACCAGAUCCUCAGCAGAUGUACAUCAGUAAUUCCCUUGAAGUCAAGGGAACUACACCGAUUUACAACAUCGGGGAACCUGUCUUUUUGACAGUCUUCCAUCGGUUUUCAUCUGAGCAAGGCUGCCACGGACAUCAGCAGGAAUGUCCGUGUACUUCCCUCCCUGAGCAAUCUAAAGCAAACCUCUGCACAACCUUCACACAAGGCCCUUGAUUACAUUAGCAGAAUUAGCGCCAUUAUUAGAAGGCUGUUGUACAAUCAUAUUUGAGAUAAAAGAUGAGGGAUGAGACCGAGAAUUCAGAUUUCAAAGUUAGUUUAAAAUUGGGCAUUCUAGACCCUUCUAGCACUUUGACAAUUGCAAGUUUCUAGUUUCCACGUAUGUUUAGAGAGGAUCAAAAGAUGCCCCUACCCUGGAGUGUUUUGCAAAGUUGCCAGGACCUCAGCUGUGCCAGGAAUAGUAAACUGUUUUAGGACAUGUUAGGUGUUUCACUUUCCACACUUCUUUACUGAUAUUGCUGCCUUCUUCCACCCCCGCUCCCAGUUCAAUUGAUGAAAAAAAAAAUCAUGUUGGCUCAAAUUUCUUUUCUCGUUCCUUAUUUUGCAUUUAAAGCUUCAAGAAAUUCUGUGAAGGUGACUCAAUUGCUAGAGCAGGACCCUAGUUAGGGAUUCAUUCCUUCUUCCACACCAGUCGUCUUUUUCUUCAUACAAGAAACCCUCACCAAAUCAAGGAGCCGAUUCUGUCUUGCAGCUUACAUUUAAAUGCAUUACACUUGGUAUUGCCCAUAGAGGCAUCACGUAUGUGAGCGCAUAAGGUGUCCAGCAUUACAUUUGGGAUGGCUGGUGUGUUUGGCACUGUUGUCAGAAGUUGAUUGUAAAGCCUUAGGCCGUUCUGAAAAAUCCUUAUCUGGCUUCACACAUAAUUGGAAUAAUAAAACAGCAAAACCCUUGUUCCCAUAAUUGUAGCUUUGUUAGUGAAACAUCAAAUAAACUUUUUUCUGCAGCA